Silurus meridionalis is the source of this 2022-nucleotide messenger RNA. It is a transcript of the gene havcr2, whose product is annotated as hepatitis A virus cellular receptor 2. Lineage: Eukaryota; Metazoa; Chordata; Actinopteri; Siluriformes; Siluridae. The record is from RefSeq and is a predicted model, not a curated record.
CACUGCAGCCCAUUAGUCUAUGUGCCAGUGCUUUAAGAGAUUGUACUGCUGUAGAAAAUGCUGACUUCUGUGAUUCUAAUUAUAUUAAGCAUCUUGGUUGUAUUGUGUGAAGGAUCUAUUCUGACGGUGGUUGGACUAGUUGGGGACAUGGUUAUUUUACCUUGUCACUAUGAUGUCAGUACUUAUGGUAUAUCAAAUGUUUGUUGGGGAAGAGAUCAAUCCUGGUUCAGUUGUAAACAUACGCUAAUUGCGACUGAAGGACUGGUGGUAAACUAUAAAGAAUCACACAGGUACAGUUUUACCAGUAAACUCCAGAGUGGGGAUGUUUCACUCAGCAUUAAGGGCCGAAAAGCAGACACUGGAUUUUACAUAUGUCGUAUUGAGAUCCCGGGACUAUUUAAUGACCUCAGCUACAGAGUUUACCUAAUUAUCACAAAUGGAAUAGAAAUAGUCAGCCUCACAAAAUUACUCCCGACUUCUGCAGAGAAGCAAACACAAGAAGUCACACUCAACUCAGGAUACAGUUCAGCUGUACAGAAGCCACAGUCAAAGGAGACACUGGAAACCUUCAUCCUGAUUGUACUGAGAGCGGGAGCCAUUAUAUUUACCCCAGGUUUAAUCUUGGCACUUAUAUGGAAGCUGCGGCGCUCCAGAAAACGUGAAGACAGCGGUGAAAUGGAAAAUACCCCCAGACGUGACCACAACAGCAGCAGCAGCAGAAGCAGCAUCUCCCCUCCCCACACGUCUGGAGCACAUGUGCUGUAGGUGCUCAUUAGAUAUGAUACGUUACGAUGAAAUAUUACACCAUUACGACAAACAUGAAAUCCUUCAUUUUGACUCUUUCUCUCUGAGUGCCUACAAUCGAUUUAUCUACAACUGGAUUUUGUGUCUUUUACAUGUGACCAGUUCAAAAAUACAUCUAGUCCUAAAUCCAAACUUUAAACCUUUUUCCAGAUAAGCCAUCACUUUGUUUUUGCUAUGACUCUGUGUAGCUCUUCCUCUGUAUGAAAAAUUUACUUUCUCUCUGUCUCAUUUUUUUCCUUGUGUGUUAUUUUGACGUUUCUGGUGGAUUUAUGGAGUGCUACAAGCUUGCAGUAGAUUUCAGCUUUAUCUUAUCAGCACCUUAAUGGUCUUUCACUUCUCUCAGUGUGCUCUUAAAAUUGUACCCUCGAGGUCCAUGUAUUUCAAUUCUCCCAUGCUUUCACUGUAUGUGCUUGUUGGGAGGGAAUGAAAAUUCAAUGAGAAUACUACCAUGGGGGUCUCAAAUCUGUUUCUUAUUUCAUGUACACUACAGUAACAUGAAUGUGAAAGGGGGAAAACGAUCAAAUAUUUGUCAGGAAAACACAAGAUGUACAAUAGCAAUGAACAGCUUUCAACUGUUUGUGUUUUUCAAAGAGCUUUUACAUGGGCCCCUCAGUGGAACCAUGCAAAGAAUACUUAAUCAUUCCAUGAAGAGUAGAACAGACAUUUUGCUCUUUAGAAAAAAACCCAUAUAGAACCUUCACUGAACAUGAAAUCCAGACGUUCUACAAGAAAAAAUUAAGGACCAAGUCAACAGGAUUCUAGUUUUAGAGAGUGUAGACUUGUUUCUUCAGGACAUCACACAUAAACUGACCAUGUAGCUCAUCUGUAUCGCUAAAUGAUAUCUAUAUAUGAUAUAUUUCUAAAUCAAGGUUUUCUGAUUUCCUCCUGCAUUUCAAGAACAUACUGGUAGGGUACUCUGUAUCGUCCAUUUGUGUGAAUGAGUGUGUGUGAUGAUGCGUGUGUGAUGACGCUCCAGUGAUGUGAUGAUCCAUUACAAUCUUAACCAGGAUAAAGCUAAAAUCAAUGAGAUGAAAGAUGGUCUUUUCAUAGGCCAUGACAUUUUUAAAACUAGCCCAAUACUGGCACCUAGUGUUGCGUCACCCAUUACUAUUAUGAGUAAACAGAUUAUAAAUCUUACACUAUGGAAUUACAAAAUAACUUUUUUUUCCAAACUUUUUCUUUUGUAUACUUGAGAAAUUUUUUUUUUUAUUAAAAAUG